Messenger RNA from Crotalus tigris (Tiger rattlesnake), 2731 nucleotides. RefSeq names its product IQ motif and ankyrin repeat containing 1 (gene IQANK1). The transcript is spliced from 15 exons. Gene Ontology annotation, molecular function: protein binding. The coding region runs from base 271 to 2154 and encodes 627 amino acids. Gene Ontology annotation, cellular component: cytoplasm; nucleus. The record is from RefSeq and is a predicted model, not a curated record. Gene Ontology annotation, biological process: regulation of barbed-end actin filament capping. NCBI's taxonomy places the organism in Eukaryota, Metazoa, Chordata, Lepidosauria, Squamata, Viperidae.
GACUAGAAGACUGCCUCCGGGAGAGCUGAGAGAGGGGAAAGGAGGAACCCGCCAAAUCUUUAGCCCCUUUGUUGGGGGAGGGGUAGCUUGGAGCCCAGGCAACAGAGAACGGGAAUGUCGUCCCGGUGAUGGCCCAGCCCCCAUGGGGUAGGCAGCCCCCUGUGCCCCGCUCUCCUGGCCAGGGUCUGAAUAGGCUUUCCACAGCGGGGCCGGGGGAACUACUCCUGCUAAGUGCGCUUUUUCCCAGUCCGGCGAUGGGCGGCCUCGGGGAUGAAGGGCCCCGGCGGCGGCGCGCGGAGGGGAGUGUCCCUGAAGGGCUUAGUCGUCUUUCCCACCCCUGUCCCGCUUCUCUGGCCUUUCCUCCCGGCGGGCUUCUCCGACCUGCCUUCUGGCCGCCGGAACCGGGGCAGGCGGAGGCUGAGCCAAGAGCGGGAACUCGCCCCUCCCCGCCUGCAGGGCCACCGGGACCGCCGCCGGCCAGCGCGCCCAGCCCCGCCCGCGCGGAGAGGGCGCGCUGGUUGCCGGGCGACGACCACAGGCGCGCGCGCGAGCCUGGCCGGCAGGGAGGCUUCCCGGUUUAGGAGCAUGACUUCCAAGAAAGCUGCCGGGAGGAGCCUAGUGAAAAAGGGAGCCAAGCCGACGUUUCCAGCCAAGCCGUCCGGAGCAGCCCCUGGGAAGCCAGGCCCCCAAACAGAUGGGGAAGAGGCAGCCCCAGAAGAUGACCUUUCCCACCGCCAGGAGUCCCGCAGCAGCCAUCCCAUGGGCCCAAGUCACGAGGCAGCAGCCGCGCUCACGUUGCAGUGUGCCUUCCGUCGGAUCCUGGCCUGCCGAGAGAGAAAGCGAAGACUGAAGCAGCGACGGGAGUAUGAAGAAUUAAUGGAUCACCUCCAAAAGGAGGCUUUUGUCGCUCUAGUGAAAAGAGAGCAGGCAGAAGCUGAGCGGGCACGAAAGAAAGAAGAGGAAGAAAAGAAGCAGCAAAGAGAGGAGCAGCAGCGGAGAAAACGGAUGCUGGAGGCAGCUUUUGAAGGAGAUGUGGAGGAGAUGAAGGCCGUUCUGAAAGAGGUGGCGGAUCUGGACACCAAGAACGGUGUGGGAACAGAUGAGAAGGGGAAGGUUGUCCGGCUCCAGCAUCUCCUCAACAUGGUGGACUGCACGGACGCCAACGGCAACACCCCCCUCUCUGAGGCCUCUGGAGGGGGCCAUCCCGAAGCCAUCCGGAUGCUGAUAGAAAACGGAGGCAAUCCCAACAGCAGGGGUGCCUUUAACCGGACUCCUUUGUACCGAGCAGCCUUUGGGGGACACUUGGCAGCAGUGGAGCUGCUUCUCCAGCACGGAGCUGACCCUCGACUCUAUGCUGAUGAUGGCAACACACCGGAGCAGAUUGCUUCUCUGGACAGUGUGGUGGCCAUCCUGAAUGCCUGGGACAUCACUCUGACGGACACCAUGCUUCAAAAGAUGGAGGCUGAGCAGCAGCGGAGAGUCCAGCAGAAGCAGAGGCACAAGGAAGCUGAAGUGCGCCAGACCACCGAAGCCGUGGAGCAGCUAGCCAAGGAGCACGAGAGAUGCAGCAGGGAGCUGCAGCAGGCCUACGCAGAGCUCAACCGACGGAUAACGGAGCACGACAAGUGCCAGCGGAAGCAGAUGGGGAACAGAGAGCUGACGCUGCACGCCAUAGCCGAUGCGGAAGAGCUGGUGGAGACGUUGCGCCUGGCUGCUGAGGAGGCUGAAGAGAAGCUGUCCCUGGCCCGCCUGAAGCUGCGAGAGCAAAUGCAGGAGGGUUCGCCUUCCGAGAUUCCGGGCCUCACGUGCUUUGUGCAGGAGCUGGACGAUGUGCUGAUGAAAGACGUGGGUGGGAAAAUGCAGGCCGACGGGCGCUGGCCCCUGGUCAUCGAUCCCUCUGGGCAGGCAGCUAUUUUCCUGCGCUACCGUGACACCAACUACCUGAACACUGCCACUCCUGCCGACAUGGCCGUGGAAGCCAUUCGCCUGGCCUUGCUGGGGUCUCUCCGCUAUGGAAAGCCCCUGGUCUUUGAUAUGAUGGAACUGGACAUGUUUGACACGGUGAAAAAGCAGUUGGAACGGCUAGAGACGGGCCUCACUCAGGCCCUGCUGAGCAAGAAAAUCCUUGGGAAUGAAAGCUCUGUACUGCUGUGACUCCUCCCCCACCCCCAGCUGGGUUCGCAUAAGGCACUUCUGGACCCCUAACCCCAACUCCCUGGCAGAGAGGUGGAAAGGUUAGCAUCCCGCCAGCCUUGGAGUUUCUCUGCCCCCAGCGUCCCACAGCGUUCCUUGAGGCUUUGGCCGACAGGCUGACCCAUCGCCACCCCAAUGGAUGAAGGGGAGCACCCCACUUGCAUUCUGCCAUCCUCACCCACAGCCACACUCGGGGAGACAGGUGGUCCCAAGGGAGGGGCUGUUUGAUUGCUCUGCCUCACCUCCACCUGUAGCACGGGGCAUUGCCCACCUGAGAGAGCACCGCGAGUUGCCAGCCAGGCCCUCCCCCGGGCACCAUCUUGUUCUCAGCCGGUGGCCCCACUCUGCCCAGAAUGGCCGGGCCUUUGGAUCCCUUUUCCUCUGUCUUGGGCAGGUAUCGCUCCUUACUGAGGCCAACAGAUGGACCAGAAUAUGCAGAGACUGAGUUUCAAGUUGCUCGGAUCGAGAAGUUCAGGCUCUUUGUGGUCACUAAGCGCCACCACCCCCCUGAAGACCUGCUGCAGACCCUCCUCCCCGU